UUCAGGCUAUUGACUUCUGAUAUUAAUAUCCACUAAAGUGACUCCUUCAACCUGCAUGCUUGUGGGCGAUUAAUUUGUCCUUUUCGUUAUUCAUCGCGCAAAUGGGAAAGUGUUCUUGGUCAGAGGAAGAAAGUGGGCUGUUCAAGAUUUUGGUGUGCAUAAUUCUCUGUCCCCCUAUCCCAAUCCCUCUUUACUUUGCUUCCUUCGCUGGCGGACGGAGCUCAAGUCGUUCUUUAGCUUUUUCAAUUCAACUUGGGGAAUCCUCGUACCUGACAACCCAUUGUCUAAUUUCAUUCAAAUUUGGUGGAAAAAUAAUUAUUAGAAGUUGCACCUGUCGAGUCUGCUUCAAAAUACAAAGGUCCACAGAAAGGAUACUUUGAGAGGGUCGUUUAAAUGAGAUUGGAGAUGCUCCUGUCUUUGCUGCUGUGUGCCAUCUGUCCACUCGUCCUACCGUCCUCCUCUACCCCCAGCCAAGCCUCAGAUGACUCCAGACUCCUACAGGUGACCAUCCCUACGACCCCUCCCUUAUCUGCCGUCUUGGGGGGCUCUCUUACCCUACCUUGCCUGGUGUCUCUGUCCUACCCGCCCCCCAACACAAAUGGCCGCCGCGCCGUACUCUCCCUACCAAGGGUCAAGUGGAGCGUGCUGUCCCAGGGACACGAGACUGAGAUCCUGGUGGCCCGAGGGGACAGGGUGAAGGUCAGCGAGGCCUACAAGGACCGAGCCUCCCUGCUCCAUUACGCCUCCUCCCCAGCUGACCUCACCCUGAGGCUGGAGGGCCUGCAGUACAACGACUCUGGCUUCUACCGCUGUGAGGUGCAGCAGGGCCUGGAGGAUGCCGACGAUGUGGCUCAGGUCAAGGUCAAAGGGGUGGUGUUCCACUACCGGGAUGCUUCCAGUCGCUAUGCCUUUACCUUUGCGCAGGCCCGGGAUGCCUGUGAGGAGAUUGGGGCUCACAUCGCCACCCCAGAGCAGCUCUUGGCAGCCUACCACAGUGGCUAUGAGCAGUGUGAUGCAGGCUGGCUCUCAGACCACUCAGUGAGUAUUGACACUCUUCUCCACAGAUAUCCCAUUCAGAUGCCACGGGAGGGAUGUUUUGGAGACAUGGACGGGCAUCCUGGAGUGAGGAACUAUGGGCUGCUGGAACGUGAUGAGCUGUACGAUGUAUACUGUUAUGUGGAGAAUAUAGAGGGGGAAGUGUUCCAUGGAUCUGCCCCCCAAAGUUUCACCCUAUGGGAAGCUAAGGCCUAUUGUCUGGCUCAGGGAGCUGAGCUGGCUACCACAGGUCAGCUGUAUGCAGCCUGGAAUGACGGACUGAACGCCUGCAGCCCGGGGUGGUUGGCUGAUGGGAGUGUACGCUACCCCAUUGUCACUCCCAGGGAGCGUUGUGGUGGAGGGGAGCCUGGGGUCAGGACUGUCUAUCGCCAUUUGAACCAGACAGGCUUUCCAGAGGCACACACUCGCCACGACACUUACUGCUUCCGAGGUAACAGCAACACUCACACCGAAUCUCCCCAUGAUUACCUGGCAACAGAGCCAGAGGACAUCGGCCAGGACAUUGUGACGCUGUCUGAGCCUCUGGAGGAAUUCAGCCUGGGUCAGGUGACGGAGCAGGUGGUGAGCAAAGAAGCUCAGGGCUCCCUGACUGCCAUCCCUGUUCCAGAGGAGCAGCACCCAUCAGAGCAUAUAGAGGAGCAAGGGGCUGGCCCUGGAGAGCAGUACCCAGAGCAGGGGGCUGUCCCUGGAGAGCAGCACCCAGAGCAGAGGGCUGUCCCUGGAGAGCAGUACCCAGAGCAGGGGGCUGUCCCUGGAGAGCAGUACCCAGAGCAGGUGGCUGUCCCUGGAGAACAGUACCCAGAGCAGGUGGCUGUCCCUGGAGAGCAGUACCCAGAGCAGGUGGCUGUCCCUGGAGAGCAGUACCCAGAGCAGGUGGCUGUCCCUGGAGAGCAGUACCCAGAGCAGGUGGCUGUCCCUAGAGAGCAGUACCCAGAGGAGGUGGCUGUCCCUGGAGAGCAGUACCCAGAGCAGGUGGCUGUCCCUGGAGAGCAGUACCCAGAGCAGGUGGCUGUCCCUAGAGAGCAGUACCCAGAGGAGGUGGCUGUCUCUGGGGAGCACGGAGAAGAACAGGGGUUUGUUCCUGGAGAACACGGAGAGGACCCAUUCACCCCCACAUCCUUCCCCCAAGACCUGGAGCCCACAGAGGACACCUGGCAGCCAGUGAAAGAGGUCAGCAACCCAGAAUCAUAUCAGCCUGCCCCUGAGGAGGCAAACUUAGACUCAAACUACCCAGUCACACCCUAUGAUGAGCUGAAUGCAAACCCAACACUGUAUCCACCUUCUCCUGAGACAAAUGAUGAAUCAGGUGAUCUUACAACUGCUCAUGAAGACAACAUUAGUAGCCCCGAUCCCUACCAGCCCGUGUCAGAGUCAAACGUGGAAUCAGGAGAGCUCUCUAUAGAGGGUGUACCAGGGACUGCUCUGGAGGCCCCUGUGCCCACCACAGGGUAUGAGGAGGUGGACGGGUCCAGUGAUCCACAGCCCAUGCCUGGCACAACCCCUGAGAGUGGUGAGUCUCAGUAUGGUAUUUCAGAGGAAAGCCAUCUGCAAACAGGGAUCACCCAGGAGACCGAACACUACACUUUUACCUCUGAGACCGCAGGCUACAAUGUUUCAGGAGUUGAAGCCACUACUAGUCAUGACAGCUCUCCAGAGGAGCAACUGGAAAGUGGGCUGCCCACACCUCCUGAGGAGGACCACUCCGGAGAUGAGCAUGUCAUCCAGGAGCAUGUCACAGACACAGACUCGGUCUACCCAAGCACCUCUUACGACCUCUCAGGAGGGUCCAUCAGGCCUGAGGGAGCCAUCGCUGGGGGUGUCGAGGAGACAUCUGUAUCUUCCACUUCACCUCACAAGGAAACGGAGCUCUUCCCUGACCAGUCCACCACUCAGCCUCCAUACUGGGAGAACACACCUGAAUACCGCCUUACCAACUCUGUGGACCCCAGUGCCAGUGUCCUUCUCCCUGAGGAGCAUACCACAUCACUGGACUCAUUGGUCCUCCAGACAGGGGAGAACAGUGGCUCUGCUACUGCUGAGUCAGGAGACCUGGCUACCCUAAGCCCAGUGGAGAUGGACCCCUAUGGACUGAUCCCUACCUCUGAAUAUGCUUUUGACCCCACUCAGGAACAGUCUGGUGUCACGUCACCCGACUCCUCAACCCUAGAUGACCGUGUGGAGCAGGAGGCAGGAGGCACAGUGGACUCAUUACCAGAGGUUUCCAUGGGCUCCACUGACGAAGUCCUCACAGUUACUUAUAACACUGGCUCUAGUGAAGCCUCUGGGGUCCACGAGGGAAUGCUUGACGUUACCCUCUUGACAUCCCCCAUAGCUAUAACCUAUUCCCCCCCGACCCAGCGAUCCGUGGAAGCAGAGGCCAGCUCCCCAGGUGACUUCAUAACCUUCAUCCCAGAAUCCAGCGUUCCAUCUGGGUUUGAUCCCCUGGAGGAAGGGCUGGAGAAGGUGGAGCAAGAGGGGUUGGGUGAAAUCCCAGAAGUAGUCGAAACUACUACCCCAGAGACAGCUUCUGGUGAGGAGGGGAGUGGAGAUGAACAGAAUGGUCAGGAGGUGAGUGGAGACGAGAAGAGUGGUCAGGAGGCGAGUGGAGAUGAGGAGAGUGGUCAGGAGGCGAGUGGAGACGAGGAGAGUGGUCAGGAGGCGAGUGGAGACGAGGAGAGUGGUCAGGAAGCGAGUGGAGACGAGGAGAGUAGCCAGGAGGCGAGUGGAGACGAGGAGAGUGGUCAGGAGGCGAGUGGUCAGGAGGCGAGUGGUCAGGAGGCGAGUGGAGAUGAGGAGAGUGGCCAGGAGGUGAGUGGAGAUGAGAAGAGUGGUCAGGAGGCGAGUGGAGACAAGGAGAGUGGCCAGGAGGCAAGUGGAGACAAGGAGAGUGGCCAGGAGGCAAGUGGAGAUGAGAAGAGUGGUCAGGAGGCGAGUGGAGACAAGGAGAGUGGCCAGGAGGCGAGUGGAGACAAGGAGAGUGGUCAGGAGGCGAGUGGAGAUGAGAAGAGUGGUCAGGAGGCGAGUGGAGACAAGGAGAGUGGCCAGGAGGCGAGUGGAGACGAGGAGAGUGGUCAGGAGGCGAGUGGAGACAAGGAGAGUGGCCAGGAGGCGAGUGGAGACAAGGAGAGUGGUCAGGAGGCGAGUGGGGACGAGAAGAGUGGUCAGGAGGCGAGUGGAGACAAGGAGAGUGGCCAGGAGGCGAGUGGAGACGAGGAGAGUGGUCAGGAGGCGAGUGGAGACAAGGAGAGUGGCCAGGAGGCGAGUGGAGACAAGGAGAGUGGCCAGGAGGCGAGUGGAGACAAGGAGAGUGGUCAGGAGGCGAGUGGAGAUGAGAAGAGUGGUCAGGAGGCGAGUGGAGACAAGGAGAGUGGCCAGGAGGCGAGUGGAGACGAGGAGAGUGGUCAGGAGGCGAGUGGAGACAAGGAGAGUGGCCAGGAGGCGAGUGGAGACAAGGAGAGUGGUCAGGAGGCGAGUGGGGACGAGAAGAGUGGUCAGGAGGCGAGUGUAGACAAGGAGAGUGGCCAGGAGGCGAGUGGAGACGAUGAGAGUGGUCAGGAGGCGAGUGGAGACGAGGAGAGUGUUCAGGAGGCGAGUGGAGACGAGGAGAGUGGUCAGGAGGCGAGUGGAGACGAGGAGAGUGGUCAGGAGGCGAGUGGAGAAGAGGAGAGUGGUCAGGAGGCGAGUGGAGACGAGGAGAGUGGUCAGGAGGCGAGUGGAGACGAGGAGAGUGGUCAGGAGGCGAGUGGAGACAAGGAGAGUGGUCAGGAGGUGAGUGGAAAUGAGGACAGUGACCAGGAGGUGAGUGGCCAAGAGGGAGUAGAGUCUGGCACAGGAUCAGGAUCAGGCGAGGAGCACUCUGCAUCUGCUGAAUCUGGAGAAAGCUCAGGGAUCCUUGAACCAGAAGUCCCAUACAUCAAUGAAACUGUCACUCCCAUCAAUGGCACAACUGUCAAUGGCACAGAUGAAAGCGAGCCUGAGUCGAGCACAGAUGCACCCUCUACUGACAUGGAGGUCACGCUGCUCCCUGACUUAUCCCAGACCCCCGUGCCCUCCCCCACCGUACCCCAGGAGUCCCGGGCCGAUGCAGAUCUGGAGUACAGUGGGGAGACCUCAGUCACGGAGGACCCUGACUCCAUCACUCCACCCACUAAGGAGCCUGAGGAGACCUCCAGCCCGACGCCCACCACAGAGGACUACGAUGACCAGACCACGACGGCAGCACCCCUAUAUCCAGAGGACUACGAUGACCAGACCACGACGGCAGCACCCCUUUAUCCAGAGGACUACGAUGACCAGACCACGACGGCAGCAGCCCAGGACGUUGAUGAGGAGAAACUGAUUACCACUCCUACUACUCCAAGAUUUGGGAACAUUUCAGAUGCCUGCCUAGAUAAUCCUUGUUCCAACGGGGGAACAUGUGUCGACAGUGGGUCUUCAACCAAGUGCCUUUGCUUGCCCACCUAUGGAGGAGACAUGUGCCAGACAGACCUGGAGGUGUGUGAGCCGGGUUGGGAAAAGUUCAUGGGCUUCUGUUACCGACAUUUCACCAAGCGUCAGGGCUGGGAGGUGGCAGAGCAGCAAUGUCGUUUGUGUGGCGCUCACCUGAUCUCGGUCAUGACCCCUGAGGAACAGGACUACAUUAAUGAUAAGUACAGAGAGUACCAGUGGAUGGGACUGAAUGACAGAACCAUAGAGGGAGACUUCCGCUGGUCUGACGGGAAUCCUCUGUUGUAUGAGAACUGGUACCGGGGCCAGCCGGACAGUUACUUCCUGUCUGGAGAGGACUGUGUGGUGAUGGUAUGGCAUGACGGGGGGCGCUGGAGCGAUGUGCCCUGUAACUACCACCUCUCCUACACCUGCAAGAAGGGCACCUCUUUCUGUGGCCAGCCCCCUGUCAUUGCCAAUGCCAAGGUGUUUGGUAAGUCACAUCUGCGCUACGAGACUAACUCCAAGGUGCGCUACUACUGUGAAGAAGGAUUCCUCCAGACACAGAACCCCGUCAUUAAGUGCCUAUCCAACGGCCAAUGGGAGGAGGCUUUGAUCACCUGUCACCCUGCCCUGACCGACUUGGCAGAGCGAGAGCAGAAGGUCACGACGCCACCCUAUCAGAACGAGGGGGUGGAGGUGGUGGACACAGCCACGGAGAAAGCCACUUCAGAGUUCUGGGACAUCAAGUGGAACUAAUAAGCUCAUCAAACUCAAUAUGCCCCUUCCCUCUGCCCCCUUCCCUGGAAUCCUAUGUUCCACUCAAAGACUGUCCAACCUUGUCCCUCCAACAAGGUGGAGCCUUGUAAAAUAAAUGUUCUCCCUGAGAACGAGUCAUCACAUUCCUGUCACCUUCUCUUUCCAGAAUAAACCCAUUUAGAAAAUCAACAGACUUGAUGUUACUUGGACCUAGUGCCGAUCGAUUACACUUACAAUAAGAGUACAUCCCAACAUAAGGCCACGAUUAGAGGAAAUGGAUCAAAUUUGCAAAGUACAGUUUGUCAUUGGAAUGAGCUUUAACGAAGAUGUCCCAUCCAUCAUUGUGCUUGUUUGUUGUAUAAUGAUAUGUGAUUGUUGACUAGUGAAAUUCUUUGAUAUUCACCUGUGCUACGACACUGUUGGAUUACUGUAUUUGACUGUGAGUAACAUAUAUUAUGACAUGCUUAUGAUGGUAUACAGUAUGAUUUUGAUGGAGAGUUUUAGUAAAGUGCAACCUAAAUCUCAACCUCAGCUGGUCUGACAUUAACCGAAGCCACUUUCCCACUCUCUGCCACAAAGACAGAAUUAAGAUGUCCACUUUCGUAUGCUUUUGUAUAAGAAAAUCUCCUUAUCAAUCCAUAUCUUCUCAAUUCCCACAACACAAAGCAUUUUCUCAACAUGUCCUCUUAUCUGGUGCUUUGUUUUUCAGGUGUCUUAUGAACUUUGGACCCAAUAUUAGAAGCCAAUAUCCACUUUUAAAGUACUUGGUUUGAAAAUAGCCAGAAUCCAAAGUUUUUUUUUUAUACUCUCGUAAAAACGUAAUCACUAAGAUACUAGGAAGAACAUGUGAAAAUGUCCACAAUGGUAUUUCCGUUUUCAUGCAUCAAUGAUGUCAUUGUCUUAGUUCCAUUGGAAGUACUACUGUACGUUGGUAGUUUAACAGUAAUUAAAUAAUACUAAUUGUAAAUCCCAUUUGUGACUGCACAAUUGCAUAUUGAACUUGUUAUGAAAGAAAAAAUGUAAUUGUAAAACUAAUUAAAAAGGAGAUGGAUUACAUGAAAAUAAGAAAAAUAAGAGUUUUUGGAGAGUAGAAAAUAAAUAUCUAAUAAAAUGAA
Molecule: messenger RNA, 7355 nt
Organism: Salmo salar (Atlantic salmon)
Lineage: Eukaryota; Metazoa; Chordata; Actinopteri; Salmoniformes; Salmonidae
Source: RefSeq, a predicted model, not a curated record